This is a messenger RNA of Pelodiscus sinensis (Chinese soft-shelled turtle), 2977 nucleotides long. NCBI's taxonomy places the organism in Eukaryota, Metazoa, Chordata, Testudines, Trionychidae. The record is from RefSeq and is a predicted model, not a curated record.
GCAGCUCUGCUCCGCUCCUGCCUGGUGGCCCACUGCUGGCUGGGACCUAGCUCUGCCUUUUCCCUCCUGCCAAGUUGUGCGUAGAGCUGUCCUGUGAGACUGGCUCCCGUGCUGGGCAUUGCUGCGGGAGGCCACUGGGAACAUGUUGCCAGUGGAUGCAAAACCUGGGUUGCAGCGCUGGGUUCUGUGCGGCUGUAGCCUGCUACAUGUCGCAUCAGAGAAACUGACAGGGACUUGCUGGAGUUAGCAGAAUUAUUGCAUGAAUUUAGCAAAAUUACUCCCUUGGCAGUGCGAUUGUCCCACAGUAAAAGCCUCUCCUGUCAUGCCCAGACGAUGCUGCACUCGCAGGAGAAGUUCUAUAGCAUGGCCGCACAGAUCAAGCUGCUGCUUGAGAUUCCAGAGAAGAUCUGGAGUGCCAUGGAGGCCUCUCAGUACUUACACGCCACACAGCUGUACCUGCUUUGCUGCCAUCUCCACAGUCUCCUGCAGCUGGAUGCCUCCAGCUCCCGUUACAGUCCCAUCCUCGCACGCUUCCCCAUCCUAGUUCGACAAGUGGCGGCAGCCAGCCACUUCAGAUCCACCAUACUGCACGAAAGCAAAUCACUGCUAAAAUGCCAGGCUGUUUCUGACCAAGCAGUGGCAGAGGCCUUAUGCUCAAUCAUGCUUUUGGAGGACAGCUCUCCGCGCCAAGCCCUGGCAGACUUCCUGCUGGCCAGGAAAUCAGCUGUUCAGCAGCUUCUCAACCAACCGCAUCACGGUGCUGGCAUAAAAGCCCACGUGUGUUCGCUGAUGGAGUUACUAACCACAACCCUGUACCAAGCUCAUGCCCUCUUUUACACCCUGCCUGAAGGGAUGCUCUCAGAUCCCUCCCUGCCCUGCAGCUUGCUCUUUUCAAUGCUGGAGACCACGACAAGCCAGGACCCAGCAGGCAAAGGCAUCCACGUUUUGAAAGAGGAGAUGAAGCUGAGCAGCUGGUUCAAAUCUCUACCACCGUCCAUUGUAGAGUUCCAGCCAACCCUCAGAACCUUGGCACAUCCAAUCAGCCAGGACUACCUGAGAGACACUCUCCAGAAGUGGAUUAACAUGUGUAGUGAAGAUAUCAAAUCUGGACUCAUCACUCUGCUGGUCUACGUGAAGAGCCUGAAAGGCCUGGCUGGCAUCCGUGACGCUGUGUGGGAGCUGCUCACCAGUGAGUCCAUGAGGCAGAAUUGGGACACGGUGUGUCGUCGACUCUUGGACAAGUCCAUCUCUUUCUGGGAGGACUUGCUGCGGCAGCUUUUCUUGGACAGAUUACAGACCCUGACAAAGGAAGGAUUUGACUCCAUCUCCAGCAGCUCGAAGCAGCUUCUCAUUUUAGCGCUCCAGGAGCUUGAAGCCAAGUCCAGCACCUCUGCCCCCAGCAAGCACACCCAGUUUGAACACAACAUGGCUUUGUUUCUGUGGUCAGAGAGCCCCGGCGACCUGCCUCCUGAUGCGGCCUGGGUCAGCGUGGCAAACCGCAGCCCGUUUGCAAAGAGUGGCCUAUCCAUGAAGGCCCAGGCUCUCACGCCCUGUGUGCAGAGCUUCUGUUCUGCCUUGGAUGCCAAACUGAAGGCGAAACUGGACGACCUUCUGUUCUACCUUCCCGCUGACUCUUCCACGCCCAAGGAGACACGGGGCGUGCAGGCCAGGAACUCUGCUUUUGAUAGAUACGCCGAUGCUGGCACCGUAGAAGAGCUGCUCCGGGAUCACUGUGUUGCCUGCAUCCAGUACGUCUUGGGCUGUGCUAGAGAAGAGCUGCAGAGAACUGAAGGCGAAACUGGACGACCUUCUGUUCUACCUUCCCAGAAGAGCUGCAGAGCGCUCUUCAUGGCAAGACUGUGUCAAUCGCUAGGCGAACUGUGUCCUCACCUGAAGCAGUGCAUUCUGGGUAAAUCGGGCAGCACAGAGAAUGGAAUGAGGGAGACCCGGUCUUCUAAAAAGCUGGGGAAAGGGAAAGCCCAGGAGGUGAAUCCCAUGCAGGCCAAGUGGCAGGAAGUGAAAGAACAACUCCUGCAACAGAGCCUGUUUGCCUAUCAGAUUUGGAGCUCCGCUGUUAUAACAGUCUUGGUUCACCGUUUCACCCAGACUUUGCUGCUAGAUACAGCUGGCUCUAUCUUAGCGACAGCCACCAAUUGGGAUGAAAUUGAAAUUCAGGAGGAGACAGAAUCUGGAAGCAGUGUAACGUCAAAGAUCCGACUCCCUGUACAGCCAUCCUGGUAUGUUCAAUGCCUCCUGUUCAGUUUGUGUCAAGAAGUCAACCGGGUUGGAGGCCAUGCUCUGCCAAAGCGUACCUUGCAGCUGCUGCUGAAGACGUGCCUGGCAGAAGUGCUGGCUGGCUACGAGAAGCUUGUCGAAGAGAAGCAGGAAAAGAAAGGGUCAUUCCCAAUGACUCAGAACAGGGCGCUGCAGCUGCUCUAUGAUCUACGCUAUUUGAAUAUAGUCCUAACAGCUAAGAGUGAGGAAGCAAAAGCCAGCAGGAGCAAGCAGGACUCCAGGAUUGAGAAGGUGACAGACUUCUUAGAAGCCAACAUUGAUCCGUUUGACUUGGAUGUUUUCACUCCACAUUUAAACAGCGGCCUUAACCGCCUGGUGCAACGAACCUCAGUCCUGUUUGGCUUACUAACGGGGGCAGAGAAUCAGUAUACCAAUAGAAGCAAUCAUCUGAGCUCCCAGGAGCCUCACAAUAUCUUGCCAUUAGCAUCUAGUCAAAUCAGAUUUGGACUUCUACCACUGAGUAUGUCAAGUUCUCGAAAGACUAAAUCUGCUGUUAAAACCACAGAAAAUCCAACUCAGGUUCCACCUCCUUCAGUCAUCACAGCAGAAGAAACAUUCCGCCCUGGUUCCUUGUUCAGACAGCUUGCAACGGAGGAGGGAGACACUGCUACACCAUCUCUGUUCAAAUUAGGUUGGCUUUCUAGCAUGACCAAGUGACCUAAUAAAAAGAUGAAAUACUCAA